Molecule: messenger RNA, 1963 nt
Organism: Linum trigynum
Lineage: Eukaryota; Viridiplantae; Streptophyta; Magnoliopsida; Malpighiales; Linaceae
Source: the annotation of a GenBank genome assembly
AUUAAUGUCUCUUCUCUCUUCCAUUUCAUUUCAAUGAACAAACCAACCAUUCCGCUUCCCAGAAUUAGCGGAUCACCAGAGGAGCCCAAUUUUUUUUUCCCAAGAAUUUCAAGGAAAAAAAAAAGAAUAAAAAAAAAAAGUUAGUUCUUCUCCUAAUUCCCCGGUGCCGAUCAACUCCAACCCACCCGGCAAAAAAUAAUUAAAAAAAGCUCCGACUCCCUCUGAUCUCCUCCGCCGCCUUCCUGCCUGCCAGCCAGCGGCCGGUCGCCAUGAACGACCGCCCCAACCACAAUGAGACGGUCGUCCCCAUCCUCGACCUCGACGGUCUCAGGGUGAUCUCUCCGGUGGGGCGCGGGGCGAAAGGCGUCGCGUUUCUGGUGAGGAAUCAUCCCUUCGGCGAGUCCUGGGCGCUCAAGGUCAUCCUCCGUGAUUUGGUGGAGAAGAAGAAGAGCCCCGACGCCAAGGACGGCGGCGAAUACAAGCGGAUCUGGCUGGAGCAGCGACUCCUCAGCCGCUUCAAGCACCCGCUUCUGCCUCGCCUCCGUGGCAUCCUCACCACCCACAAGAUCGUCGCUUACGCUAUCGAUUAUUGCCCCGGCCGGGACCUUAAUCACCUCCGCAAGCAACAGACCGAGAAUAUGUUCUCGCCGGCCAUCAUCAGAUUUUACGCUGCGGAAUUGGUUCUGGCGUUGGAGUACCUCCACAACUCCGGCAUCGCCUACAGGGACCUGAAGCCGGAGAACAUUCUGAUUCAAGAGAACGGCCACAUUAUGCUCGUCGAUUUCGACCUCUCCACCGAGCUCCCUCCGCCAACUCCUCCUCCUCCUCCUCGCAAAUCUCAGGCGGCAAGGAGGUCCUGCUCCGCCCGGCGGAAACGGGCAUUGAGUUUACAGCUCUUCUGCAAGUGUUCCUCGGGGAUCACGCCGGAGGAAUUCGCCGACCCUCCGCCGGAGCGUCAGCACUCAAUGUCGUCAUCGGCGGCGGGGAAAUCGAAAUCGAAUUCGUUCGUGGGGACGGAAGAGUACGUGGCGCCGGAGGUGAUCCAGGGGUACGGCCACGACUUCGCGGUGGACUGGUGGUCGCUGGGGGUGGUGAUGUACGAGAUGCUGUACGGACGGACGCCGUUCCGCGGGGCGAACCGAAAGGACACCUUCUACCGGAUCCUGACUCAGCCGCCGGACCUCGCGGGGGAGCCGAAUCCGCUGAGGGACCUGAUCGGGAAGCUUCUGGCGAAGGAUCCCAGGGAGAGGAUGGCGGUGGAGGAGAUCAAGGGCCACGAGUUCUUCAAAGGGCUGGACUGGGAUUCGGUGGUGGAGGUGUCGCGGCCGCCCUACAUUCCGACCAGUGUUUGGGCCGCCGACAGGGAGGAGGGCGGAAAUGUAAAUAAGAGCAUCGACGUGGAGUCAUUCGUCCAGAGAGUAUUUAGCGCCGGAGAAGUGCACAAGGAGGAAAUGAAUCCAGUAGGUGACGGCGGCUGUAGGCCAGAAGGAAAUCAUGGAGGAGAAGAGGAGAAAAUAAUGGAAAAUAAUGGACCUCCAUGUGACGACGAUGAUACUCGGAAUUUUGCUGUUUUCUGAUAUUUCUCACCCUUGCCAAACUAAUCUUCACAGUAAAUAGUAAAUACUAAUGAAUUCGAUAUAUCAUCCUUAACUGCUUCCCUUAAUUCUUAUUCAUCUGAUAACUUAUCAUAGUGUUAUCAUAUGAGGACAUGAGUUAAUCUGAGCCCUUCAGCAAAAAAUCUAUUCUAUUUUUUUGGUGAAUUCCUUCUUUUUUCCUUGAAGAGAUAUGUAGCAGGUUAUAGCUAGAUACCUAAUUAAAUAGGAAGAGGAAAUAGUUAUGUAUUUCAAUAGUAAUGGUAAUAAACUAGUAGGUGUAUAUAAUGAGAGAAUUAUGUUUGAGCUCACUUUCAUUGAUGUACAUAUGAUCGUAUGCACUAUUUUUUAACUAAAUUGUAAAAAUAAUU